AGAAUGGAGUUGAAGAACAUCACGGUGAAGGCUGAAUUCUUUCUCUUGGGAUUUAGUGACCAUCCAGAGCUUCAGAGUGUUCUUUUUGCUGUGUUUUUUUUCAUCUAUUCUGUUACCCUUAUCUGGAACCUUGGGAUGAUUUUCUUAAUCACAAUCAGUUCCCACUUGCACAUCCCUAUGUACUUUUUCCUCUGCAUAUUGUCCUUCACAGAUGCAUGCUCCUCUUCUGUCAUCACCCCCAAAUUACUUGUGGACUUGGUUUCCAAUAAGAAGACCAUUUCUUACAAUGGCUGUGCUGCCCAGUUCUAUUUUUUCUGCUCUUUUGUUGACACAGAAUCUUUCCUCUUGGCUGCCAUGGCUUAUGACCGGUACAUAGCAAUCUGCAACCCCCUGCUUUAUACUGUCAUUAUGUCCAAGAGGAUUUGCUGUCAGCUUGCAAUUGGAGCAUUUUUGGGGGGCACUUUGAGUGCAAUUAUUCAUACUACUAAUACCUUCCUUCUGUCUUUUUGCUCCAAAGAAAUUAACCAUUUCUUUUGUGAUAUCUCCCCACUCUUCUUGCUGUCCUGCACUGACACUUACAUGCAUGACAUUGUUCUGGUAAUCUUUGCUAGUUUGGUGGAGGCCAUCUGCCUUCUAACAGUUCUUCUCUCUUAUGUCUGCAUCAUAGCAGCUAUUCUUAAAACAGGUUCUGCUGAGGGAAGAAGAAAGGGCUUCUCCACUUGUGCUUCCCACCUGACUGUGGUCACUAUUUACCAUGGUACCCUGAUCUUCAUUUAUUUGCGGCCUAGCACUGGUCAUUCACUGGAUAUGGACAAAGUGACCUCUGUGUUCUACACACUGAUUAUACCUAUGCUGAACCCCCUAAUUUACAGUCUAAGGAACAAAGAUGUAAAAAAUGCCUUGAAGAAAGUGAUUUUCCAAAAGUCACUUUCUUAA
Equus caballus (horse) is the source of this 936-nucleotide messenger RNA. Lineage: Eukaryota; Metazoa; Chordata; Mammalia; Perissodactyla; Equidae. The record is from RefSeq and is a predicted model, not a curated record.